Messenger RNA from Mercenaria mercenaria, 803 nucleotides. RefSeq lists its product as uncharacterized. The transcript has 2 exons. The record is from RefSeq and is a predicted model, not a curated record. NCBI's taxonomy places the organism in Eukaryota, Metazoa, Mollusca, Bivalvia, Venerida, Veneridae. The coding region runs from base 40 to 780 and encodes 246 amino acids.
CUAUAACCUUAGAGGAAAACAAGCAAAAGGUGCUGGAAAAUGGAAGUGAAAAUAAAGGUUCUGCUCUGCCUAACGCUGGUUAGUUUAGUGUGUUGUACUCCUGAUAAAAGACUAGUUCUCCACAGCAGUGAAGAUAUGGCUCAUCUUAUUUCAACUCUGGAAAGCAAAGUCAAUAUCUUAGAAGCUGAAGUUAGCGGAUUAAAGGCAAUAAAAUCAACUGGUGGAGGAACGUUUAUACGUUGGGGAAGGACCACAUGCCCCAGUAAUGGAACAGAGUUUAUCUACAAAGGUUACAUGGCUGGUGAUAAAUGGAAUGAGUAUGGCGGAGGCGCGAACAAUUUGUGUUUACCCGACGAUCCAACAUGGAACCAGUAUGUAGACGGCUACAAUAGCGGCUCAACUAUAUACGGGACAGAGAUAGAACUUGAUUCCACGGUAUCAAGUAAACUGUUCGGCAAACAAACCGUUAACCAGGACAUCCCAUGUGCUGUCUGUAGAUCUGCUCGUGCAUCUCAUGUAAUGCUACCUGCACGAGCAAACUGCUAUCCGGGAUGGACGGAAGAAUAUGGUGGAUACCUGAUAUCUUCCCAUCAAGGCUGGAAGGCUAGCAGCGACUUCGUUUGUCUAGAUUCGGGACUGGAGUUUGUCCCACAUGGUUCUGGGAAUGAUGAUGAUCAUGUAGUCAAGCCGGUUGAGGUGCGAUGCGGAACACUUGGAUCUCUACCUUGUCCUCCGUUUGUUGAUGGACGUGAAUUGGCUUGUGUUGUUUGUACGAAAUGAACUUAAUAAAGCUUAAUACAGAA